ACGAAACUGAUUUUUUUUUUCUUACCCUAGUUGAAAUGUGACAGAAGAUGGGAUAUGUCAUGUGGCUUGGUUUAUUUAAACGCUCUUAUUCUUCUUCUUCAAUAGCAAAUCGCAUCGACUAUUUCAUUUUCUUCUCCUUCCUCUCCUUAUAUUUACAGUUACAAUGGCAUCUGCAGCCAAAGAAGUAGCCAGAGAGAUCCCUCAUGUGGUUCGUGUCUACAAUGAUGGCUCAGUGGAACAACUAUGUGGCUCGCGUUACGUGCCACCAUCACUUAACCCAGAUCCAGAGACUGGUGUGUCAUCAAAGGACAUAACCAUCUCUGAAAACCCCAAAAUCUCUGCUCGUCUCUUCCUCCCAAACAUACAACCACAAGACCAAAACCUCCCAAUAUUGGUCUAUUUCCAUGGCGGUGCCUUUUGCGUUGAAUCUGCAUUUUCCUCAACUGGCCAUAGUUACCUUAAUCGUCUAGUCUCUCAGGCCAAAGUUGUAGCCGUCUCUGUAGAAUACAGACUGGCUACAGAGAUUUCUCUCCCUGCAUCAUAUGAGGACUGUUGGGCUGCUCUCAAUUGGGCCGCAUCCCAUUCAAAUACAGCCCAAAACGAUGAGCCCAAUAAAGAUCCAUGGUUGUUGAAAUAUGGCGACUUUGACAGACUUUACAUAGGAGGCGACAGUUCCGGAGGUAAUAUAGCUCAUAACGUAGCCAUGAGAGCAGGAUUUGAGAAAUUACCUAAUGAUGUGAAAAUAUUGGGUGCUUUUAUCAAUCAGCCUUAUUUUUGGGGCUCAAAGCCAAUUGGGUCUGAGAAUGAUCGUGAUAAUCCCCGGCCAUACGAGAUUUUGGGCUCAAAAACUUUUGGGACAGAACCUGGUGUUGAUCAUGAACACACCUUCCCAGCUUUGGUAUGGAAGUUUGUGUACCCAUCAGCGCCUGGAGGUCUUGAUAAUCCGAUGCUCAAUCCAGAGGGUCUCGGGGCGCCGAGCCUGGCAAGGCUUGGGUGUUCGAGGUUGAUGAUUUCUGUUGGUGGGAAAGAUGAACUGAGAGACAGAGGUGUUCGGUACUAUGAACUGGUGAAAGAGAGUGGUUGGAGUGGUGAAGUUGAAUUCUAUGAAGAUGAGGGGGACAUUCAUGGUUCUUCCUUUCAAGAGACCGACUCUGCUAACCAGAUGUUCAAACGAUUGGCUUACUUUCUCAAGUAAUUAAUCUUGAGAAAUCUAUACGCUUCUCAAUCAUAUAUGCUUCACAUUGAAUGAGAAGAUCAAGUCUACAUCUACUGUUAGUCUUGGAAAAUUACAGUCAAAUCAAUUCUGGCCGCAGAUCCUCAUCUAACGGCUAUAUUACUUCUCUGAUUCUUCAGUCCAUAAUGGAUACAUUAUUGUCCUAUCAUGCAUGUGUGUAGCUUUCAUUAGUCACUUGUAUUAGUUUUCUAUUUCUUCACGCCUUUCUCUUAUCAUAUUGCUUUUCAUAAUAUGUCAUGUCCCUCCCCCCUAGUGACAAUUUGUUGAC
Tripterygium wilfordii is the source of this 1502-nucleotide messenger RNA. Its product is annotated as 2-hydroxyisoflavanone dehydratase-like. The coding region runs from base 164 to 1195 and encodes 343 amino acids. Lineage: Eukaryota; Viridiplantae; Streptophyta; Magnoliopsida; Celastrales; Celastraceae. The record is from RefSeq and is a predicted model, not a curated record. The transcript has a single exon. Gene Ontology annotation, molecular function: hydrolase activity.